This is a messenger RNA of Heterobasidion irregulare TC 32-1, 1293 nucleotides long. RefSeq lists its product as uncharacterized. Gene Ontology annotation, molecular function: RNA polymerase II transcription regulatory region sequence-specific DNA binding; DNA-binding transcription activator activity, RNA polymerase II-specific. Gene Ontology annotation, biological process: regulation of transcription by RNA polymerase II. Gene Ontology annotation, cellular component: nucleus. The coding region runs from base 87 to 995 and encodes 302 amino acids. The transcript has a single exon. NCBI's taxonomy places the organism in Eukaryota, Fungi, Basidiomycota, Agaricomycetes, Russulales, Bondarzewiaceae. The record is from RefSeq and is a predicted model, not a curated record.
UUCAUCUUACCGUCCUUUCGCAUCUUGAUAGAGCGCUCGUCUAUUUAACGUGCCAGGAUCAAGUCCUAGGUCGCAUACGUCCCGCCAUGGCUCCGCCGAACUUGCAAGGACUCAAUCUAGUCCCUUCAACUGUGUCCAACCCUUAUCUCUCCGACUCUCAGGAUCUUCUAUCUAACCCACACUUCCCCGAGCUCAAUGCUCAACUCGACCUAUGGACCACCCUUGCUUUCGAGUCGGACGAGCCUCUCGGACGUAGGACUUCUUCCGCUUCCAACGGCGGUGCUGGCCAACCGUCCCCUUCUGGUGAUGGGGAGGACGAAGAGGAUGAGGAUCCCGUCGCCGGACCGGCUCCCACUGAUAAACACGACAAUGUCGUUCUUGCGAACCCAGUUAAUAACAUCUCUUCCUCUGCGUCCACGCAAGCGACCCAAGUUCCAUUCGACAUCAACAGCAUCCUUGCAGGGCUGGGUGUGGACCCGUUUGCCCUUCCUUCCUUCCCCCAGAGUCCGCUCCCUGCAGCAGCUCCCUCCCUUGCCCAAAUUCUCUCUCUCUACCCCGUGCACGCGCUCGGUUAUCCACCACCUCCGGCUCAAGCCGCCGCUUCACCGGGAUCGCAUGCUCAACCCCCUGCUAAACGUGCACGCACCCGCAAGAUCUCCACUUCUACAAUUGCGGACGACAUUCCAAUUUCGCCGAGCACACCCGAUGGUUCUGCGCCGCUUUCCGCUUCGGAAGAUAAGCGCCGACGAAACACGGCCGCUUCGGCCCGGUUCCGGCUGAAAAAAAAGGAGCGAGAGGUGGCGUUGGAGACGAAGGCAAAGGAACUUGAGCAGCGGGUUGCGGAACUGGAGCGAGAGUGCGAGGGAUUGAGAAGGGAGAACGGUUGGCUGAAGGGCCUUGUUGUUGGCGUGACUGGAGCUGGCGCUGCGCAGUCAUCGCAGACGGGAUCGAAGAGACAUCGCGAGGGAAGCGUGGAACAAUUGGAAAGCAAAUGAAGAGCGGCAGGUUGGAUGACAGGCCCUGUAGCCCUGUUUGAGGUCGUGUAUCCUCCAUCGUCUCUCUGGGUCUGUAACACUAUAUUCUUCAUUUUCACCUGAUGGCAGUGAUAUCUAAUCAUGACAUCCUGGUAUGAGGGGGGAAAGGCGUCUAAGCAGAGGAAGCGAUACACUGGAUACCUGCAGUCAUAAUCAGCAGAAUAUAUUUUUACUUACUUAUGUUUCAUGAUCGCCACUCUUGGUAUAUCUUGUAUGUUCCUUGAACCGUUGCAAUGAUGAAACUGUUUGCCUCUUGCCC